AUGCAGAAAAACCCUAUGAAUGUACACAGUGUGGUAAAGCUUUCAAAUGUCACUGUUACCUUCAAGUACAUGAAAGAGGUCAUGCUGGAGAAGAGCCGUAUGAAUGUAAACAAUGUGGUAAUGCCUUCAGAAGUUGCAAUUACCUUCGCAUCCAUGAAGGAACUCAUGAAAAACUCUACCAGUGUAAACAGACUGGACAUGAAAAAACUCAUGCUGAAAGAAAACUCUAUGAAUGUAAACAAUGUGACAAAGCCUUCAGAAGUCACAGUAAUCAUAGAGUACAUGAAAAAACUCACACUGAAGGAAAACCCUAUGUGUGUAAGCAGUGUGGUAAAGCCUUCGGGGCUUUCAGUUAUUUUAGAGCACAUGAAAGAACUAAUGCAGAAGGAAAACCCUAUGAAUGUAAACAAUGUGUGUAAACAGUGUGGUAAGAUUCUUAGCUGUUCCAGUUUCCUGCAACUACAUGAAAGAACUCACACUGGAGUAAAACCCUAUGAAUGUAAACAGUGUGAUGACAGUGACAAAUGGGAUGAACCAAAAGGCAACAUAGUGCUGGGAAGUUGUGAUGGAGAACAGAAGCAUGUCAAUCACUCCCUCCAUGACCAGGUUACAUUGUGA
Molecule: messenger RNA, 618 nt
Organism: Jaculus jaculus (lesser Egyptian jerboa)
Lineage: Eukaryota; Metazoa; Chordata; Mammalia; Rodentia; Dipodidae
Product: zinc finger protein 844-like
Exons: 4
Coding region: 1-618 (205 amino acids)
Source: RefSeq, a predicted model, not a curated record